GGCGGCCAGCCUUGGACGGGUAUGGCGGACCGGCGGCGCGCGUGGAACACGGAGGAUGACCUGCCCGUGUACCUGGCGCGGCCGGGCAGCGCGGCGCAGACCCCGCGCCAGAAGUACGGCGGCAUGUUCGCGGCCGUGGAGGGCGCCUACGAGAACAAGACCAUCGACUUCGACGCGUACAGCGUGGGCCGCCGCGGCUCGGCUCGCACGCCGCGCAGUGCUGGCCGGCCCGACGCGGUCGGCCUGCCGGGGCCAGGCGGCAGCGAGGACACGGCCAGCGACGUGAGCGAGCCCUCGGGCUCGGCCGUCAGCUCACCAGGCGAGCGCGACGAGCGACCGCCAGCCUUGAGCAUUCGUUGCCCUGCGCCCCGCGACCUGCCACUCGGCCGGGACAAUAGCCAGAGUGACCGACUCCUCAUCAAAGGUGGACGGAUCGUCAACGAGGACCAGUCCUUUUAUGCCGAUGUCUACUUGGAAGACGGGCUCAUAAAGCAAAUAGGAGAGAACCUGAUUGUUCCUGGUGGAGUGAAGACCAUCGAGGCCAAUGGGCGGAUGGUCAUUCCUGGAGGGAUCGAUGUCAACACCUAUCUGCAGAAGCCCUGCCAGGGGAUGACGGCGGCCGAUGACUUCUUCCAGGGCACCAGAGCAGCGCUGGUGGGCGGGACCACUAUGAUCAUUGACCAUGUUGUUCCUGAACCCGGGUCUAGCCUGCUGACUUCCUUUGAGAAGUGGCAUGAAGCGGCCGACACCAAGUCCUGCUGUGACUACUCCCUCCAUGUGGACAUCACAAGCUGGUACGAUGGUAUUCGGGAGGAGCUGGAGGUGCUGGUUCAGGACAAAGGUGUCAACUCCUUCCAAGUCUACAUGGCGUAUAAGGACCUCUACCAGAUGUCCGACAGCCAGCUCUACGAAGCCUUCACCUUCCUCAAGGGGCUGGGAGCUCUGAUCUUGGUCCACGCGGAAAACGGAGACUUGAUAGCUCAGGAACAAAAGCGAAUCUUAGAGAUGGGCAUCACGGGCCCCGAGGGCCACGCUCUGAGCAGACCUGAAGAGCUGGAGGCUGAGGCUGUAUUCCGGGCCAUCACCAUUGCCGGCCGGAUCAACUGCCCUGUGUAUAUCACCAAGGUCAUGAGCAAGAGCGCGGCGGACAUCAUCACCCUGGCCAGGAAGAAGGGUCCCCUGGUUUUCGGGGAGCCCAUUGCUGCCAGCCUGGGGACCGACGGCACCCACUACUGGAGCAAGAACUGGGCCAAAGCAGCGGCGUUUGUCACCUCCCCGCCCCUGAGCCCAGACCCCACCACGCCUGACUACCUGACCUCCCUGCUGGCCUGUGGAGACCUGCAGGUCACAGGCAGCGGCCACUGUCCCUACAGCACUGCCCAGAAAGCGGUGGGCAAGGACAACUUCACCCUGAUCCCCGAGGGCGUCAACGGCAUCGAGGAGCGGAUGACAGUUGUCUGGGACAAGGCAGUGGCUACAGGCAAAAUGGACGAGAACCAGUUUGUGGCCGUGACCAGCACUAAUGCAGCCAAGAUCUUCAACUUGUACCCGAGGAAAGGGCGGAUUGCCGUGGGCUCCGACGCUGACGUGGUCAUCUGGGACCCUGACAAGGUGAAGACCAUAACAGCCAAGAGUCACAAGUCGGCCGUGGAGUACAACAUCUUCGAGGGCAUGGAGUGCCACGGCUCGCCGCUGGUGGUCAUCAGCCAGGGCAAGAUCGUCUUCGAAGACGGAAACAUCAACGUCAACAAGGGCGUGGGCCGCUUCAUCCCGCGGAAGCCCUUCCCCGAGUACCUCUACCAGCGCGUCAAGAUCAGGAACAAGGUUUCUGCCCUGCAAGGGGUCUCCAGGGGCAUGUACGACGGUCCCGUGUACGAGGUGCCAGCUACACCCAAAUAUGCCACUCCGGCUCCUUCUGCCAAAUCCUCGCCUUCCAAACACCAGCCGCCGCCCAUCAGGAACCUCCACCAGUCCAACUUCAGCUUGUCAGGUGCCCAGAUAGAUGACAACAACCCCAGGCGUACCGGCCAUCGCAUCGUGGCGCCCCCUGGCGGCCGCUCCAACAUCACCAGCCUGGGCUGACGUGGACGAGCGGACAGCGAGUGAAGGAUUCUGGAAUCGUGCCCAUCCUCUCCCUGUCCAUGUUUCUGGAGCCCACGGUUUUAGUUGGUGCUGAUACGGGGGAAACCGAAUGAUGUUCUUCCCUUUUUUAUUUAGGAAGAAGUGGUACUAGUGUGGUGUGUUUGCGCGUCCCUCCGAGUCACCUCAGCAUGGUGUUUUCAUCCCCUCCCUAGUGAACCACAGGUGUGGCAUCCUCUUGUCCUGUCCCCUCCACUUCCGACGGCUCUGCGAUGCCCUGAGCGGUGGUUCCUUUGCGCCCUUGUAGCAGUUCUAGGAUAGUCUGUGCAUGUUGCUGCGUUCUGCACCCGAGCCCGUGAGAGUGUCCGCGGGAACACCGCCAGGGACUGAUGUGGACCGCAGCCCUCGGGGCAGUUCCCGGACUCCUAAGAUGAAGCUGUGUCCUCACUGCCCCCGCCCGAGCCCACCAGAGAGAAGCCCGUCCACCCCAGCCCACCCCGUCGAGGUUUGUGGCUCUCAGAACGGCAGGGAAGCCUUCCCCUUGGUCACAAGAAACACCCUCCCCGUCCUGCGUCAGCCGGUCUCUGUGGCGCUUGUGACUCACCACGAUGCCCUUCCAGUCCGUGUGUUCUUCAGCCAGCUCUGGGUUUGAGACCCAGCCAGGUUCACAGGGGUCUGCGUCCCCACGGGGCCAGUGACGGUGUGCUGAAGGCUGCCCCCGGGUUGCCUGCGACCUGGUCCCUCCAGGAGGUCGACGGGGCAGUCAGAUUUUUAAAGUUUUGUACAGUUUUCCUUUGUAAUCAAUCACCCCCAUUUUUACUUAAUAACUGACUAAUCGUGGCUCUUAUUUCUGAAUUCAAAGCUUGUGAAAAAAUAAAAUAAACCACCCACCGAC
Messenger RNA from Marmota monax (woodchuck), 2974 nucleotides. RefSeq names its product collapsin response mediator protein 1 (gene Crmp1). Bases 22 to 2082 code for a protein of 686 amino acids. The record is from RefSeq and is a predicted model, not a curated record. Gene Ontology annotation, cellular component: cytoplasm; cytosol. The transcript has 14 exons. Lineage: Eukaryota; Metazoa; Chordata; Mammalia; Rodentia; Sciuridae. Gene Ontology annotation, molecular function: hydrolase activity, acting on carbon-nitrogen (but not peptide) bonds, in cyclic amides.